UUGAGCUGCGAGCUGACGUGAAAAUGGCUAGAUUGCCAACACUGCAACUGUGCAAAUCAAAAUGGUUAUCGUUGCGCUUGCGCCCUCUAGCGCCAACGGCAGCCGUACUAUCGAUAGCUGCCAACAGCUGAACCAAACAAAAACAACGUGCUCACCACAAUGACGAACUUGCGCAAGGAGCUGGAGAAAUGCAAACACCCGAACAGCCGUAAGACCAAGGCGCUCGGCAAGAAGGCGCGCCGGCAGAACAACAAGCACAAAGUGCGGCUCGGCCAUGCCAUUAAAAGCAAUCUGAUGGGCGAGAAGCUGAGCUGGUUUCUGGGCCACAUCGACGAGGGCCGAACAACGCCGCUUAAUCCGCAGGAAUUCGAGAAUCUAAUUGCGCUCUAUCUGCAACGUUUCGACGAGGAACUGGCGCAAAUCGCGCUAAAGCAAUCAAUUGGCAAACAUCGCGCCAAUCAGCACGCGGCGCGUCGUGAUGUUAUUAACAUAACGCUGGAAAAGGAGCGCAACGAGUACCAAAGCGGCGGCAUGGAAAUGCUGAACCUGUGCGAUGCGGCCAAAUUCAAGGCGCUGCUCGACUGGGAUGGCAGCGCCUUGAGCGUGCAGCAUUUAAAGCUAGAUUUGGUCUCGCACAACAUGCUGCAGCGGCUAAAGCAGCCGCCGGCAGCCGCAAGCGGAAGCGGCGCCAAAACGCAGCAAAUGGAGACGGUAUAAAAAACAGUUGUUAUAAUUCUCUCUUUUAUUUCAAUAAAUAAUAUCUAGCUAACUGUAGUCACGAAUAAAAAAAAACAAACCAUUGCAUUGUUUGCAUAUCGAUAACA
Molecule: messenger RNA, 824 nt
Organism: Drosophila montana
Lineage: Eukaryota; Metazoa; Arthropoda; Insecta; Diptera; Drosophilidae
Product: translation machinery-associated protein 16 homolog
Exons: 3
Coding region: 160-717 (185 amino acids)
Cellular component (GO): nucleus
Source: RefSeq, a predicted model, not a curated record